CCCAACCUCCAAUAACAUUAGGUCAUACCAAAUACAGUGUAAUAAAUUCAAAACUUUGACUAUUUGGCUUUUUUUAAAUGCAUGGCACCACUCCACCUCCAUUCUUCCUUGAACGUAAAGUAACCUUUUGACUCUCUUCUUUAAUUCCCUCAUUUUCAUACAUUUGUUUUUUCACAAAUCCAAUACUCAAACCCCAUACAUUAUGCCAAAUAUGUGAUUAGUUUUGAUCCGAUCCAUAUCAUAAUUUGAAAAGUAAAUUAAAUUAUUAUGUGGUACUUUAUUCUUCCGACUUAUAUAAAACUCCGCUCAAGCUGUAAUUUCUUGGAGAUUAACAAAAAAACAAACACCUUUUUUAAUCAUAAAAUCUCAUAUCUUUUUCUCUAUCCAUUUCUCUUAUUUCUCUCUCUUUCUCUCUGUCUCCAUGACCUCUCCUGCUUCUUCAUCUUCAUCAAACUUUUCUCUACAAGGUCAUGAAGAAACAACCUAAGCCGUGUAGUUUCCUCUUCCACAUCGCUCUACUGAUCUCUGCGCUGUUCGUAUUUCUUCUUAUUUCUUUUGCUUUUACGACUUCUUACAAGCACAAAUCCGGCAUUAAUAGUUUAGGCCAUAAGAGAAUUCUAGCAAGUAAUUUUGAUUUUACUCCGUUUCUCAAGAGCAAAGAUCGCACUCAAUGGCAACGUCAAAGUCAAAGCCUGACCGGAAAAGAAACCGUUUCAUGGUACAAUGAUGAGGAACGGUUGGUACCUAGCGGUCCGAACCCUUUGCAUCACUAGCUAAAAGGUUUUUGACUUGUUUUAAUAGAUUUUGUUGCUUUUUUGGAUUAAUAUUUUGUUAUGAAAACAUACAUGAGCAUGGAUAUAUCAUGAUUAUAUAUUGUGAAGUGUAUUAAAUUGAUGUAA
Molecule: messenger RNA, 899 nt
Organism: Arabidopsis lyrata subsp. lyrata
Lineage: Eukaryota; Viridiplantae; Streptophyta; Magnoliopsida; Brassicales; Brassicaceae
Product: CLAVATA3/ESR (CLE)-related protein 11
Exons: 1
Coding region: 471-773 (100 amino acids)
Source: RefSeq, a predicted model, not a curated record